AUGGUAAAUGGUAGUGAUGGAGAAACCCAACAACAUGAUGAUAUCAACGUUGAUGUUGUGUAUGAAUCUAUUGUUAAUGGUGGAAACAUGGAUGUUGUACCAUUUGAAGAUUAUCCAGAACUAGUUUUGUGUAUAUUAUGGGGGGCGUCCAAUUCUCUCGGUGAAAGUGAAUUAGUGAAUUAUCACGAGUCACCAAAUGGGACUUCUUGGUGGAUACCUGAUCAUGUAGCCGAAGAGUUUAAACCUGUGGAAGGUUCUUUGUGGGGUUCUAUUGAAGAAGCUUUUGCAAUGUAUGAAAGAUACGCCGAGAAAGCAGAUUUCUGUGUUCGCAAAUCAUCAUCAAAGUAUAGAAAAGGCCAGGAUAUGUCCCACAAGUAUUUUUUAUGCCAUAAAGAAGACUGCAAAGCUCGAAUUAAGUUGUCCAAGGUUAAAGGAUCAGAUUGCUUCCGUCUAUAUGGCUUUGAGGAAAAGCAUAACCAUCCUCUUAUUGAUGAGUACAACAAGCAUUUGUCUCGUUCAAGACGUCAGUUGACAUUUCAGGAUCAACUUUUUAUUCAAACAGUGUCUACAAACAACAUUGGUGCAACCAAAGCUUAUAAGCUGCGUGCAGCAAUGAAAGGUGGGUAUAAUAAGGUCUGUGGAACAGUUGUGGAUUACCAGAACUUCAAAAAGAACAUAAACCUGUAUAUUGGUAACAGGGACGCACAAAUGUUGGUUGACAAGUUUAGAAACAGGGCUAAAUGUCUACCAGAGUUCUCUUUUGAUUACAAAACCGAAAACAAUGAGUUAAUUUGCCUUUUCUGGGCUGACGAGACAGUGAAAUGCAACUACAAGGUGUUUGGUGACGUGCUUGCGUUUGAUGCCACAUAUAGCACAAACAAGUACAACAUGGUAUUUGUCCCAUUCACAGGUGUCGACAAUCAUAAUAGAUGUGUCACAUUUGGGGCUGGUCUAUUGUUAAAUGAAAAUAUCCCAUCUUAUUCGUGGUUGCUAAAGGUCUUCUUAAAGGCACACAACAAGCAACCAAGUUUAGUUUUAACAGACGAAGACCCAUCCAUGAAAAAGGCAGUCAAAACUGAGAUGCCAAACUCACAACAUCAACUAUGUAUGUGGCACAUUAUGAAAAAGUUACCACUAAAGGUUUGUGGAGAUAUACUUGAUAACACAGAUUUCAGAAUCCGUUUGCAUAAGUUAGUUUGGAAUGUUUUUUUAAGACCUAAAGAAUUUGAGGAAAGAUGGACAACAUCCCGGUUUGAGAGCUCAAAUUCUUUCUUUCGGGUUUUUUCACACAAACUACACACUCUUGUCCAGUUUAUGCUUUGUUUUGAGACUGCAAUGGAGAAGCAGAGACAUGCCCAACGAGUUCUCAAUGAUCAUACGAGCACAACAUGUCCGACGUUGAUUACUCCUCAUGCAAUUGAGACCCAUGCAAGCAAAAUCUAUACAAGAACAAUGUUUUUGAAGGUUCAGAGGGAGAUUUAUAGAGGAUCAUGGUCUUGUUCACAAACGUCAGUCACUAAGGAUGGCGGGAAUGAGAAUAAAAAUGUGCAAGAAAUACCAAAAGAAUAUAUAAGCAAACGUUGGAGAAGAGAUGUGCUCCCUCGUCAUUUGUUACAUGACAAGCACAGAUAUGGUAGAAGGAACGAUGAGGCAGACAAGAUUGCGACUGAAGCCUUUGAAAACCUGGAGUUGUGUUUCAGUAGGCUACGCAACAACCCUGAGAAGUUAUCUGAUUUUGUUUCCAAACUGAAUAAGUUAACUGAAGAUACUUUGGCAGAUCUUCCUAACAUUAGUGGGAAAGAAGACAAAGAGGUAGUCUAUCAGGAGUUGCUCGGGGUAACAGAACCAGAAGAGCUUACAAUUUUACCGCCGACGCCCGCUAAAAACAAGGGAUCAGGAACUCACACUGGUAAAAGAUUGGUUAAUCCGGGCGAGAAACAUGUGAAAAAACGCAAACGUCAAAUGCGUGAGUGCAAAUGGUGUCAUGAAGUGCAAGAUAAACAUGACUCGCGCAAUUGCCCUGACAGACUUGCAAAGUUAGUAGCCGAAAGUGCGUCCAAAAGAGCCAAGUUGGCAGCCGAUAAAGCAGCCAAUCAAUCUGCAAUAUAA
Erigeron canadensis is the source of this 2109-nucleotide messenger RNA. RefSeq names its product protein FAR1-RELATED SEQUENCE 5-like. The transcript is spliced from 8 exons. The record is from RefSeq and is a predicted model, not a curated record. Gene Ontology annotation, biological process: regulation of DNA-templated transcription. Gene Ontology annotation, molecular function: DNA-binding transcription factor activity; sequence-specific DNA binding. The coding region runs from base 1 to 2109 and encodes 702 amino acids. Lineage: Eukaryota; Viridiplantae; Streptophyta; Magnoliopsida; Asterales; Asteraceae.